This is a messenger RNA of Solea senegalensis (Senegalese sole), 1943 nucleotides long. It is a transcript of the gene macrod1, whose product is annotated as mono-ADP ribosylhydrolase 1. Gene Ontology annotation, biological process: peptidyl-glutamate ADP-deribosylation; purine nucleoside metabolic process; DNA damage response. Gene Ontology annotation, cellular component: nucleoplasm. The transcript has 11 exons. NCBI's taxonomy places the organism in Eukaryota, Metazoa, Chordata, Actinopteri, Pleuronectiformes, Soleidae. The record is from RefSeq and is a predicted model, not a curated record. The coding region runs from base 144 to 1226 and encodes 360 amino acids. Gene Ontology annotation, molecular function: ADP-ribosylglutamate-[protein] hydrolase activity.
CGGUAAAUGUCAGGCGAGCAUCUUUGAAGGAGGUGUGUCUUGUCUUUCAGGCCGAAAACGAAACCUAACCUCGGCGUGUGCGACUUUAAUCCCUGGAAAAGCUUCGGUAACACGAAACGCGAGUGUUGCAGUGACCCUCAGGCAUGGCGGUGCAAAUAUCAACUCUAUAUUCAUAUGUCAGAGCCCUCCCUGUGACCGCCGGCCCCCUGUGCCGUGUGCGGGCUGACUUCCAGAGAGCCAGUGUCAGGUUCAAUCUCACUGUCGCCACUGGACGCUCCCACCUGGGGGGACAGCCAGCAACAGGUCCCCUUCGCGGCCAUAUUAAGACGUUUUCAACAACACAAGCAACAACAGAAGCUUUUCAGAAGUCCAGUCAGGGGAACGGUGCCUCCUCACCACGGUGGAGGAGAGGGUGGCUGCUGGGUAAGGUGACCGUCGGUGCGGUCAUUGGAGUGAGCUCAGCCGCCCUAGUGCAGUCUCUCCACACCGGGACCGUGGCCGCCAUGGCCCGUAAAGUUAACCUGACCUCCGCUGAUGGAAACUGGAAGGACACCAAGGAAUUCCUGCUGUCUCUGUCAGUGAAGGACAGGCGUCAGUACUACAGGACAACUGACUUUGUGCCACUGGACGACAUUCCAGUGUGGACUCCCUCUGCAGAUGGUCCUAAGCCAGGCCUCUACCCAAGAAAUGAAAAGUUGGAUCAGAAGAUUUCCCUCUACACUGGCGACAUCACCAAGCUGGAGAUUGAUGCUAUUGUUAAUGCAGCCAACAACACCCUGCUUGGUGGAGGUGGAGUGGAUGGAGCGAUCCAUCGCGCUGCGGGUCCCGUGCUAAAAAAGGAGUGCGCUUCCCUCCACGGGUGUGAGACUGGAGAGGCCAAGAUCACCUGCGGCUACGGUCUGCCAGCAAAGUAUGUGAUCCACACUGUGGGGCCAAUUGCUCAGGGAGGAGUUGGAGAGGAGCAGCGGAAAGCUCUGAGGUCCUGCUACGACAACAGCCUGAAAACAGCCACGGAAAAAUCUGCACGAUCUGUGGCUUUCCCCUGCAUCUCCACUGGAAUCUAUGGAUAUCCACCUGAAAAGGCUGUGCAUGAGGCGUUGGCAACUGUGAGGGAGUAUCUAGACGAACAUCAUGACAAGCUGGACAGAGUCAUCUUCUGUGUGUUCUUGCCCAUGGAUAAGGAGCUGUACAUGCAGAAUCUCCCGCUCUACUUCCCUGCUGCCUGACCAGUGACAGCAGCUUAUUGUUCAGCCUCCCCAGAAUCCACUGUCAGGAGUAAACUCUGAGAGUGGAUCUGUCAGAUUGUGUUGCCGUGGCUACACUCUCUCUCUCUCAGCAUCCAGACUCUUCCUCCUCCUCCUUCUCCUCCUCCUCCUCGCUGUUGACGUGUAUCCAGACCUUCUUCAGCUGGAAGAUGUGAUUGCUUCUUCUUUCCUCCUGAAGGUUAAGGUUGUUUUGUUUUGAGGCGCACACACUAGUGCUUCCGCAGAUGUCGAUUACGCUCUCUGUUUUCUCCCACUAAUGGUUCAGUUUGUGAAAGUUUUCAAAACGCAAAGUGUGCAAUGACAGCGACGGUGUCUCUUUCCGCACAAGUUCCCGUCGUCUGAAAGGAUUUCAUUUCACCGUCGUUAUUAGCUUCUACAACAUUUGUUGGUUCUUGUGUUGAGUCUGAGCCACAGUGUGUGAGAUUCCACUGUGUGCGCAUGUGUGUGAGACAAUGAUCAAAGCUUAUUAAAGGGAAUCGCACAGGCUUCUUGUGUGCGUCGGUGUGAAUUGAUUAUUUCUCGAGAUGCAAUAUGAGUCAGUGAGCUGAGCACCACAAGGGAACACUUGACAUGAAUAUUUCCUCCCUUGUUUUCUCUUGUCUGAAAGUGAUGGAGACAGAAUGAGGGAUUCUUCUGUCUCUGCAAUUUGACGACGAACGAUAAAUAGUUUAACACUGA